AUGCACUUUGUCAAUCGCCUCUUCCGACCUGGCGAUCUCAUCCUCACAGAAACCGGUACUUCAUCACACGGUGGAAGACUUUUCAAACUUCCCCCGGGGUCACGUCUUUUCGGUGCCGUGACUUGGCUGUCAAUAGGCUACAUGCUACCUGCAACUCUUGGGGCUGCACUUGCUAGAAGAGAGCUGAGUCAAAAACCCGAAAGCUCUCGUGCCAUUCUGUUUAUUGGAGACGGCAGUCCCCAAAUGAGUGUGCAGGAAAUUAGCACCAUCAUCAAACAGAAAUUGAACGUCAUCAUCUUCAUCGUCAAUAAUGAUGGUUAUACAAUUGAACGUGCUAUCCAUGGACGAAAGCAGGCUUACAAUGACCUUGCAACCUGGAGACAUGAGCUUGCACUUGGAUUCUUUGGGGCGGAUGAGAAACAGUCUCAUUCUAGUGCGAGGACUUAUAGUGAGCUUGAGGAGGUGCUUAACGAUGAUAGAAUCAAGAAUGGGCGAGGGGUGAGAACUAUCGAGGUAUUCAUGGGUAGGGAGGAUGUGCAAGGGGCUCUCUUGAAUCUUAUGCAGAGCCAAGUUUCCAAAGAAUAA
Messenger RNA from Penicillium cataractarum, 585 nucleotides. Its product is annotated as pyruvate decarboxylase. Gene Ontology annotation, molecular function: thiamine pyrophosphate binding; carboxy-lyase activity. NCBI's taxonomy places the organism in Eukaryota, Fungi, Ascomycota, Eurotiomycetes, Eurotiales, Aspergillaceae. Bases 1 to 585 code for a protein of 194 amino acids. The transcript has a single exon. The record is from RefSeq and is a predicted model, not a curated record.